This is a messenger RNA of Phaeoacremonium minimum UCRPA7, 417 nucleotides long. RefSeq names its product putative mitochondrial carrier protein. The record is from RefSeq and is a predicted model, not a curated record. The transcript is spliced from 2 exons. Lineage: Eukaryota; Fungi; Ascomycota; Sordariomycetes; Togniniales; Togniniaceae. The coding region runs from base 1 to 417 and encodes 138 amino acids.
AUGUCAAACGAGGAGAUUAUCCGCGCCUACCGGCACCUGUACCGCGGCUUGCUGCGGGCAGUACAGUAUUCCAAGCCGGCACGCUUCGUGGCCCGCGACCAGCUGCGCGCGGCGUUCCGCGAGAAGCAGGCGGCGCCGGCGGUGCUCGACCCCCGUGCCGUAUACCGGACGAUCCUGUUCCUCAAGGCCGCGGCCGUCGAGGCCGGGCUGGAGCACAAGAUCCUGCAGAACCUGCUGCGCACGGCGCACGCCCGCCAGCACGAGGUGCGCGCGCGCAAGUGGUCGGUCAUCGCGAAGGAGGCGCGGGAUGCGCAGGGGAAGCCGAAGAAAUCAAACACGAUCAAAGAUACGGCAUAUCAGCAUUAUGAGAUGACGAUUGCUAUGCUCAACAAGACCAUGGGCCUGUGUCUGCGCUGA